This is a messenger RNA of Diachasmimorpha longicaudata, 2850 nucleotides long. It is a transcript of the gene Miro, whose product is annotated as mitochondrial Rho GTPase. Bases 730 to 2724 code for a protein of 664 amino acids. Gene Ontology annotation, cellular component: mitochondrial outer membrane. The record is from RefSeq and is a predicted model, not a curated record. The transcript is spliced from 10 exons. Gene Ontology annotation, biological process: mitochondrion organization; small GTPase-mediated signal transduction. Gene Ontology annotation, molecular function: GTPase activity; GTP binding; calcium ion binding. Lineage: Eukaryota; Metazoa; Arthropoda; Insecta; Hymenoptera; Braconidae.
CUCGACGACCUCCCGUACACCCGGUCACCCACGGAGCGCUUCUUCUCGGCGGGUGGGGUUGUUUUUACUCCCUAAAAGCCGCAUGUCCGCCUAGUGUCGCGUAUACGCACUUUUCAUGUGCGUGAAGCAGCAAAAAAGUGACUAAAUACUAGGGCCCAUGUUUUCGUGGUGGAGUGGCAAAUGGAAGGGAACUGAGUGUGGGAACGAUUCUCUCAUGCUCCACGGGGAUGUUUUAACCUCUCACUGAGACUUCAUCAGGAUUUCCACUUGCGCCGAAAAACUUCGCAAGAAGUUCGAGUUAAAAUUCAAGUUCCGAUGAGGAUUUUUGAGUGAAUGACUUUCAAAAAUUUACGCUGGAGAAAUGUGAACCAGAUGAGCGAGUUCGGGGCCCUGGAUUGGAGCGUUAUACAAAGGGAUUAUUGUCAUUACAAAAAAUAAAUCUCCUCCCCUCAUCGAAUUGGUCGACUACUCUCACAAUUUGAAACAGCCCGCCUGUCCCAGCCAAUCGCCAUCGUUCUGCGGCGUACCGUGAGAAUUACCCCCCCACACAUGAACAACACAAGCUCUAACCUCUAACACCAGUGCAUGGAAGGACUCAUCAGUACUCAGUAUUUUUUUCCAACCCCCAACAAGUGCCCAACCGUAUCAAAUGUGUAUAAUCCCCAAUGGUGCAUGCAACUGUUGGAUGGAAUUACCGGUAGAAUUAACAGUUUGAUUGACUAAUUAAGGAUGGUGCAGCGACCGGUGGUGCCUCGACGUAACGUCAGGAUCCUCCUGAUCGGUGAUCAGGGUGUGGGCAAGACGUCCUUGAUUCUGUCUUUGGUGAGUGAAGAGUACGCUGAGGAGGUGCCUCCCAAGGCCGAGGAGAUAACGAUACCAGCGGACGUUACUCCUGAGCAAGUGCCCACACACAUUGUCGAUUAUUCGUCGAUUGAGCAGACCGAUGAUCAACUCGUAGAUGAAAUCCAAAAGGCCCACGUUAUCUGCGUUGUGUACUCUGUAGACGAUGAGGACACAUUGGACCGGGCUGCCAGCUACUGGUUGCCCCUGGUGAGAAAGUGCUCGAGCAGUAACAGAUGUCCAGUGGUGCUCGUUGGAAAUAAAAUCGAUCUUGUCGAUUAUUCCACGAUCGAGGCAGUCUAUCCCAUCAUGAAGGAGUACUCGGAGAUCGAGAGCUGCAUCGAGUGCUCGGCGAAGACACUCCAGAAUAUCUCGGAGAUGUUUUAUUACGCCCAAAAAGCAGUUCUCCAUCCCACAACUCCCCUGUACAAUUACGACACUCAGGAACUCACGGAGGAGUGCAAGACGGCUUUGCAGAGAAUAUUCAAGAUUUGUGAUCUCGAUAAUGAUGGCCUGCUUAAUGAUAUGGAGCUCAAUAAUUUUCAACAGUCGUGCUUCAAUACUCCUCUGCAGCCCCAAGUCCUCGAGGAUGUCAAGGCUGUACUCUCGAAGAAUAUUCAUGAUGGGACUUGCAACGGAUGUGUUACCAUGAAAGGCUUCAUGUAUCUCCAAUGUUUAUUUAUUCAACGAGGGAGGAAUGAAACUACGUGGGCAGUUCUCCGAAAAUUUGGCUACGACAACGAGCUCCAGAUGUCGAAAGAUUACAUCCACCCACCAUUGAAAGUACCACCUGGUUGCACAACAGAGUUAUCCCACAAAGGGCAAGAAUUCCUGACAAUACUGUUCAUGCUGCACGAUAGAGAUCGCGAUGGUGCUUUAUCACCACCUGAAAUGGAAUCGUUGUUUUCGCGUUGCGUGACACCACCAUGGGGUGACGAGUACAAAUACACCGUACCUACUAAUGAAAAGGGUUGGAUUACAUAUCAAGGAUAUAUGUGUCAGUGGGCCCUAAUAGCUCUAACCAACGUACGGAAAACCCUCGAGUACAUGGCAUACCUCGGGUACAAUAUGUUUAACAACGAGUGUCAAACGACUGCUAUACAUGUCACAAGAGAAAAGAAACUGGAUCUCGCAAAAAAACAGUCCAGUCGAAAUGUCUACACUUGUCACGUAAUUGGUCGAAAGAGCAGUGGAAAAACUACUCUAUGUAGGACAUUUAUCGAUCCCAAAUUGGAGAAAUUGGCGGAUAAUAAUGUACCAACCAGCGCUCAGAUUGCAGCGAAUACAGUGCACGUGUAUGGACAGGAGAAGACUAUUAUAUUGAGAGAUAUUAAUAUUUUGAAUGUUCAAGAUGCCUUAACUCCUGCCCAAAUACAGUGCGAUGCUGCAGCUCUUGUUUACGAUACUAGCGAUCCAAAGUCAUUCGAGUAUAUCGCUCGUAUUUAUAUUAAAUAUUUUGCCGACAGCAAGAUACCGGUACUAAUAGUAGCAAACAAGAGUGAUCUCGCUGAAGUUAAACAAGAGUAUCUACUCCAGCCACCGAGCUUCUGCAACAAAUACAAACUCAUGCCCCCGCAACCAUACAGCAUCACUCGUACUGUACGACCAGAGAUAUUCGUCAAACUAGCAACAAUGGCUGCCUUUCCCCGCUUUCAAGCAGCGUGGGUAUUAUUUUACAAACACAGCCCUUUGAGGCGUAUGGUCCACAUGUUGCUUGUCAAUCCUUCACCAAGUCAAUGGUGGAGUUGUUUCACAAGACACAUGAAGCAGUUUGGCCUGGUCCAGGGGGAUUCGGUUGUUUGGUGGAAAGCCGGCCUUGGAAUAGCAGCAGCCACUGUAGCUGGUUUUAUGAUGAUGCGUGUACUCAAUACGAACAAAAGAUAGUCUUACCAUAUUAUAUAUAUUUUUUUCCUCCUAUUCCCCUCCCUCGUAUUAUACCACUUGUUUAAGAAAACAAUAUCCUUACCGUAAAGCACGCGUUAAGUUAAUAAACACUGUUCCCAAAUUUAA